AUGAAAUUUGAGCGGAAGAGAAGUCCGUCUACGCGGACUAAGGAUGAUCAACCUCAAACAUCAUCAGGAUGGGAGUGGCACAACUUGCAAGACAAUGAAACCUGGCCUUUUGAUAUACGAACGCUGCCGGGUGAAGAGCAGUGCAUUGCAAACAUCAUCAAGACUAGAAUGCGCCACGACACGAGUGAAACACUGAAUGGAACGAGUCCAACUUCGACUGACAAACCAAUGGCCCUGUGCCCGGUGCCCACCCUGAUAGCGAAGGUGGCAUCGAAUUUCAUCUCACAACAACACUAUGUGCGAUAUAAUCAGCAACAGCCGAGCUCAGUUGAGUCUCCACCAAUCAUCGGGACCGGCCCCCAGGAAAACUUUACCCAUCAACGUGAGUCAACAGUCCGACGAACAGCAUCAAACGCACGGCAGACCGUUGAACGUUUUGAACCUUCGCAUACUAUCACGUUAAUGCCCGGUAAUCGGCAAUGGGAUUAUAAUUUUCUCAACCGAUCUGGUAAGACAUUUGGUCACUGUGAAAGUUGGGUGAAGGCCUGCGAAGACCCGCAUCUUGUUGUGGGCGCAAGUAAUAGAUUCUGGACCCUCGCAUCAUAUAUGACGGAACUCGCAUUUAAUGCGGUCCCUCUCGCCUAAACUUGAAGACUAGUAAGCCCUGAAGAAAUUGAAAUGUGAGUACCUAGUUCCAAAGAUGGCCAGAGUCAAUGUGCACCAGGGGGCAUAGAACCUUCGAGUUCCUACUUUUCUACAUGAACACCGGGGCUGCCCGCGUUUUGCUAUCGUACCAAUACCCGAAGAGUGCCUUUGGCGAGGUGUUUACUGGAAGAAUGCACGACGAAUACCAGAAGUUCCGAUCCCUAUGCUUCGAUAUGAC
This is a messenger RNA of Suillus discolor, 883 nucleotides long. RefSeq lists its product as uncharacterized. The coding region runs from base 1 to 645 and encodes 214 amino acids. NCBI's taxonomy places the organism in Eukaryota, Fungi, Basidiomycota, Agaricomycetes, Boletales, Suillaceae. The transcript has 8 exons. The record is from RefSeq and is a predicted model, not a curated record.